This is a messenger RNA of Schistosoma turkestanicum, 2489 nucleotides long. NCBI's taxonomy places the organism in Eukaryota, Metazoa, Platyhelminthes, Trematoda, Strigeidida, Schistosomatidae. The record is from the annotation of a GenBank genome assembly.
GUUUGGAACUAUUGACGCUAGCAACGAGGAAUAGUAGCUGACUUAUGGUUAACUUAUUAUAUAAAGUUUUUUGAAUGAGUGAUUUAGAAUCCUUCGACGAGGACAGUUUAAUUGAGAAUAAAAAUGGUCAUGAGAGUGGGUGUGUGGCGAAAACACAGGACGAAAUUGUUGACUGUUCGAUGAAUAAUAAUAUCACAAAAAAUGAUCGAAGCAUAAGUGAUGAAACUUUAUUUUACCACAGUCACACUGAAAGCAAAAUAGUUGGUUUACCAGUCAACGAAUGUAGAUCAUCUGAUUUAAACACAUCAGUUAAUCACCAUUCUGGAAAAUAUGAAGAGUUUACAACAUCAGAGUCAGUUCCACCACUGAAUCUGCUAUCUGAAGAAAGCAGUAUAAUUGAAGCUACUGAAUCAUGUAAAAAAGCAUUUAAUAUUGACUUGAGAGCUGCAAGUAUGACAUCCAAUUCAUCGGAAAAUUCUCCUGAACAGUCAGAGGAUAAAACUAUCCCGACUCACUGGAAUCAAUGUAGUCAAAAGUUACAAAAAUUACAAUUGGAGAAGCUCAAUCCCAGUCGAUCCACUAAGAGCAAUGUAUGUGGAUCGGAUGAUAACUAUCAGUAUGGCGAGCCUAUUAUACUUGGUGAAGAUAUUAUUGGUCAUGAACUAAUCCCUAAAAACAAAUCAAAAACGAAACUGAAUUUUAUUACUUCAAACAAACUGAACAUUCAUCAAGGUGUUAAAAAUUGCUCCGUAACGUACGGUCAACUUCACAAAGUGAAAUCACAGUAUAAUUCGGGAUCAGCAAAAUGUUUAACAAAUAGUCCAUUUCUACUUAGUCCAAAUAUGAAAAUUACUAAACGACAUAGAGAAUGCUUCCAAUCGGAUCCUGUUUUAUGCUCUAAUGGACAGUCGGUGAAUAAUAAAGAAAACCACGUGCAUGAAUCACAGUGGAAUGUGAGUUACAUACCACGAUUAGCACCAUCCCCAUUAUUCUCAUCACCAACAUCGUAUACACAAAUAACGCCUAAAAUAAAUCAACCACUUUUUCCUUCUUGGUCUACUAAUUCAACUAAUUUAUGCACAUUACGCAAUACAAAAAACAAUCUUAUCAGAGAAAAUGAUGCACUAAGUCGACCUGUUGAAUCCUAUUGGGAAAUCCAACCAAAUUACAGUCCACAUGAACAAUUAAACGCAUACAGUUUAAUUGGGAAUAAUGAAAUAGAAAGUAGUAGGAAACAUAUUAGUUACAAUUGCUUUCCAAGUUCAGCAUCUGGUGUAUUUCGAAUGGGUAUAUUGCAACAGGCCGAACUAGCUAAAGCUCAUAAGCAAUUUUUUCGCAAGUAUAAUUCAUCAGCUUCCACGGAACCGGAAAUUAAAACUCGUUUACACACAUUAUGUUCACCUAUAUCAAAAACCCACAAAACCACACAACUAUGUUUCAGUGACGGUAGCAGCAAUUCGUUCACUUCAAGAAACUCCAACCAGCGGAAGCCUUCAGUAUCACAUUUACCAUCACAACAACGAUACACAUUUAAAGAUUAUACUUUAUUGCCAUCAAUCAACUCAAAAUCACGGGGACUAGGUCCAGAUACAGAUAAUGAACAGUAUCGUGAGAAACUUGCUCGAAAACUCCGACAAAAUGGUUAUGCAGAGCAUAUAAGAAGGUGUCGAGAAAAAUCUAAUGCAAGAAUUUCUCGCUCAGAAAACAAUAUUGCUAGAAGCACCGUUUCCCACAAUAACACUUCGAAUUCUUCAACUAGUGACAAAAGAAACAGUAACAAAGAAAACGAAGAAAAGUUUGAACCAGGUGUUAACGAAUGUUCAAAUUCACAUCUAGUCUGUACCACCCAGGGCGUAUCUGAAGACCUAAACGAUCAUAAGUCGAAAGAAAAACACAAUACGUUGCUAUGCUCACCGCACCAAGCAUCUUUUUCAGGUCAUCAAACUUUCAAAAAUGCUACAAAUCCUGAAUCUAAGACAGGCUCUGCAAGAAAUCCACCAGAGUUAUCAAAAGAGGAAGUUAUUAAGCAAAAGGCAGCAGAAAAACGUUUAGCUAUGCUAAAUUAUGCAAAACAUAUCAGUCAGAUUUAUUCAAACCAUCGUCGAGUCAUUUCAAAUAAACAUAAACAGGAAAAUGAUAAGAAUUUGAAAAAGCCUCACGAUUAUAAAUUAUGGUUGAGAUCAGAUGCAGAGUUAUCAGAAAUGUUACGUCGACAUGAAGAAGACAAGAAGCGUUUUGAAGAGAUCCAAAAAGCCUUACGAAUCAAGAUAUGACUUUUUUUAGAUUUUGUACUUUUAUUCAUUUUUUUUUCUUACAAACAAUUUGUCUUUCAUAUUUCAGAAAUUAUGUAUCAAUUAUAAAUUAUGAUUUCCAAUUUCUUUAGGUUACUGAAUUGAUCUGUCUGCAGAAAAUUAUGUUACAUAGUCUGGUAAUGAUAGUAAUAAUUAUGUACAUCGUAAUUUUUAGUGGUUAAAAGAAUAUAUUUUGAU